AAUGCACCAACAUCUCUAUUAGUGCCUCUAUCCCCAUCCUUCUACACCCGAUUUCCGCGCUUCCGUCGGUUCGCAUCCCAUGGCGUCUGAGGCGCAGCAACCCUUGGUGUCGUCUCACGCACAGCCUGCCAUGGCGUCGCCUCACGCACAGCAGUCCCGCCAGCAGUGGUGGAAACCAGAGCUAGGGUUCCCCUUCCCCUCCGCGUCUGUGCUCGCCUGCCAUGCGUCCGCGCUGCUGCUCGCGGGGAUCAUAAUAUACUGGGUCGUGGAGUUUUACGGUGGCGUCACCAGGGAAAUACAUUGGCAUCCUCUCCUCAUGACCAUCGGCUUCAUCAUCGUCUUCGGCCAAGGAAUCCUGGCCUACCGCCUGCUCCCCUUCUCAAGACCUGCUCGAAAGAUCGCUCAUCUGGUGAUUAACGGCGUGGCUCUGGUGCUGGCGCUGGUGGGAGUAACAGCCGUGUUCAAGUUUUACCAGAUCGAUUCUGUUCAGCACCUUUACAGCCUGCAUUCUUGGUGCGGCUCGGUGGUUCUCGUGCUCUUCGCCUGCCAGCGCUGGUGGGAGUGGCGGCGGUGUUCAGCUUUUACCGGUUCGAUUCCGUUCAGCACCUCUACAGCCUGCAUUCGUGGUGCGGCUCAGUGGUUCUUCUGCUCUUCGCCUUCCAGGGGCUCCUUAAACCCGAAACCCUUCAAAAUUCUUCCGAACCCUUAAAACCCUUGCAAAACUGCGCUGUUUGUCAGUAACGGCAGCGUUCGAGUCCUUCAAGGUGGUUUCCGUUCAGCACCUCUACAGCCUGCACUCGCAUUGUAGCUCAGUGGCUCUCCUGCACUUAGCUUGCCAGGUUCUCCUAAAACCCCAACUCUUAGAAAUCUGUCCCAACCCUGAAACCCUAGUGCUGGGGAGGGGUGGUGGAGUUCCAAGGCUUACAAGUUCGAUUCGGUUGAGCACCUUCACAGUCGGCACUCGUGGUGCGGCUCAGUAGUUCUUGUGCUCUUCGCCUGACAGUGGAUCGCUGGUUUUUACACGUUCUUCUAUCCCACCAACACUUACACCGCCCGCGAAACUGCCAAGCCUUGGCACACCUUCAUGGGCAUCUUCCUAUUCUGCCUUGCGCUCGCCACUGCAUCGCAAGGCAUCGCCGAGAAAAUGGCGAAUACCUUCAACAAUGAGGGCGUCAGCAAAAGGAGCCUCUAUUCCGUUGUUGCGAAUCUGGUCGGCCUCGCGAUUUUCACCUACGGUGGAGUAGUUAUUUGGACGGCUACGGUAGUUGACAAGGCACAAGAAGAUGUUGCCUAUAGGAUAUUGGAAUGAUUUUUUUUAUUUUAUUUUUUUGGCCUGCUGCUCUUGUAUCUGAUGGAGGUAUGGCUGGCAUGGCUGGGAGCAUGGCUGGGAGCAUGGCUGGGGGCCUGGCUGGGGGCAUGACUGCUGGGAUGGCUAAAUUGUUGCCAUUUUGAUGGCUCAAGAGGCUCAACAGCAACAGCAGCAGCAGCAGCAGCAGCAGCGGCGGUCUCAGCACAUGGACCCUGUUGCAGUGGCAGGUUUGGUAGGGGAGGCUAGGGGAGUCCAGGUAUGGGAGCCCCAGGGGUGGGUGCUUCUAGUGCUGUGGCAGCAGGGGCAUUGCAAGCAAGGCUGUAGAGAGGAGGUGCAAGAGGAGUUAUGGAUAAGGCAUGAGGGGAUGAUGGGCAGUGGGGCAGGGGAAGGUGGGGGGUGUCAGUCAACAUAUAUAUUUUAUAGAUAUAUAUGUAUAGGCUAGGUAGGUGUACUACAGAGUGCUGGUUCCUACUAUAGAGGGUACAACACAACACCCUUCUUGUAUCUCUCUCUCUUGUCAAGUUCUCCCCUCUUUUCUCUUGCUCAACUUCUCUCUACCUACCUAAACCCUACUUCCCUACUUUAACAGGGGGGAAGCAGGAGGGCUAAUCUACAGUACCGUAACUGGACUGGAACAUAGGAGCAAGAGCAGUUAUCCGCAGCUCAAUUGGAAAACGUGGUCCUAAAGUUUUGGGCUAACAUACAUGAGCAUCAAAUAAAGGCUAAUAAUACAU
Molecule: messenger RNA, 2043 nt
Organism: Closterium sp. NIES-67
Lineage: Eukaryota; Viridiplantae; Streptophyta; Zygnematophyceae; Desmidiales; Closteriaceae
Source: the annotation of a GenBank genome assembly